UUUAUGAUAGCUUCUUUGCAUCCUACAAGAGCAUUUCGACCUAGUUCAAGAUGACCCAAGAUCCAAAAGGUUACUACACUGAAAGCUUCCCUGCCCCUGGCCUUCGGCAAAUCUUUCGACACAUCACGGGCCAAAACGAACAGGGCCAGUCUGUAUUCUUGCACUCCGAUCAUGGCGACCACUAUCGGCUGAUGGUUGAGAAACAAGCGGUCGCCAAUAUCUUGUACUCUACCAGGGAGACGCCCGUUGAUCUCAAUGACAACGUCGACGUCAAAAAGGCUAAAGCCGAGGAGCCUCCGUUUCAUAUUGAGAAUGGAUCCAUCGUACGCAUGAUCGACUUUGGUCCGGGCGUCUCAUCGCCAGUGCACCGGGCCCUGACGAUAGACUACGGUAUUGUGGUGGAGGGCGUCUUCGAGCUGUGGCUCGACUCGGGCGAGAAGCGCAUCAUGCGCCAAGGCGACGUGUGCGUCCAGCGUGCGACAAACCACAAAUGGACGAACAUCACGGGCAACGGCACCCUGCCCGGCAGAAUGAUGUGGGUUCUGUUGGACUGUAAGACCGUAUAUGCCGCUGACGGCAAGAAGGUCGAGAGCGAUCUUGGAGAUCUGAAGAAGGAAUAUGUAGGACGUGGUACAUAUUAGAACAUACUGUUAUUGGCUAUACAGUAGUGCAAUAUACGUUGAUGUUACCAACC
Messenger RNA from Amorphotheca resinae ATCC 22711, 694 nucleotides. RefSeq lists its product as hypothetical. The transcript has 2 exons. Lineage: Eukaryota; Fungi; Ascomycota; Leotiomycetes; Helotiales; Amorphothecaceae. The coding region runs from base 51 to 641 and encodes 196 amino acids. The record is from RefSeq and is a predicted model, not a curated record.